Molecule: messenger RNA, 1658 nt
Organism: Gadus macrocephalus (Pacific cod)
Lineage: Eukaryota; Metazoa; Chordata; Actinopteri; Gadiformes; Gadidae
Product: extracellular sulfatase Sulf-2-like
Biological process (GO): glycosaminoglycan metabolic process
Cellular component (GO): cell surface; plasma membrane; endoplasmic reticulum
Molecular function (GO): N-acetylglucosamine-6-sulfatase activity; glycosaminoglycan binding
Source: RefSeq, a predicted model, not a curated record
CCUCGCUCCACUGCCCAAGUGCUCAGAGAGGGAGGGAGAAAGAGAGAGAGAGAGAGAGAGAGAGAAAGAGAGGGAGAAAGUAGAAACGCUGGAGACGUGUUGCAACAGAUGACCAGGAGAGAGAGAGGGAGCGAGGGAGAGAGGGAGAGAGAGACUGCCAUAGUCAAAGAGAGAGGGAGGGAGUGAGUUAGAGAGAGAGGGGGAGAGAAAGAGGGAGAGAGAGAGGGAGUUGUUGGCUACUCGUCCUCUGAGUUUGGGUGCGCUUGUUUCGGGAAACGGAGCUCCACUUUGGGACAUGAGGAGUGGGUAGCCUUCGUCCCUCCUCCUCUUCCUCAGGACUAGACCAGCUGGACCAGGUGCUGCUAAAGAAGAGUGUUAUUGGUUGACCCUCCCAGAGGUCACGGGUCGGAGGUCAGGGGUCGGAGGUCAUGGCGGAACGACUCCUCGUCACCCUCUUCCUGGUCCUGAGUUUAGGCCACGCCCACUCCGCCCUGGCCCAGCACCUGAAGCCCCGCCUCCUGAGAGACAGACGAAACAUCCGUCCAAACAUCAUCCUGGUCCUCACCGACGACCAGGACGUAGAACUAGGCUCCAUGCUGGCUAUGAAUAAGACUCGUCGUCUCAUGGAGGAAGGCGGGACUUCCUUCUCCAACGCCUUCGUGACCACGCCCAUGUGCUGUCCGUCACGCUCCAGCAUGCUCACUGGGAAGUACGUCCACAACCACAACACCUACACCAACAACGAGAACUGCUCCUCGUUGUCGUGGCAACGCCAGCACGAGCCCCGCACCUUCGGGGUGUACCUCAACAACACGGGCUACAGGACAGCCUACUUCGGGAAGUACCUGAACGAGUACAACGGGUCCUACGUGCCCCCCGGCUGGCGCCAGUGGCUGGCUCUGGUGAAGAACAGCCGCUUCUACAACUACAGCCUGAGCCGCAACGGGCAGAGGGAGAAACACGGGGCGCAGUACCCCCAGGACUACCUGACGGACCUGAUCACCCUGGAGGCGGACCAGUUCUUCCGGGCCUCCAAGCGGGUGUACCCCCACCGGCCGGUCCUGAUGGUCGUGAGCCACGCGGCCCCCCACGGCCCGGAGGACGCAGCCCCCCAGUACAGCGAGGCCUUCCCCAACGCCUCGCACCACAUUUAUAACUACGCUCCUAACCCAGACAAGCACUGGAUCCUGCGCUACACGGGCUCCAUGCGCCCGGUCCACAUGGAGUUCACCAACCUGCUGCACCGCCGCCGCCUGCAGACCCUGCUGUCUGUGGACGACAGCAUGGAGAAGCUGUAUAACAUGCUGGUGGAGACUGGGGAGCUGGACAACACCUACAUCAUCUACACCGCCGACCACGGAUAUCACCUGGGGCAGUUUGGGCUGGUCAAAGGGAAGUCGAUGCCGUAUGAGUUUGACAUCAGAGUCCCGUUCUACAUCCGAGGACCGAACGUGGGGCAGGGAACCAUUAACCCCCACAUGGUCCUGAACAUCGACCUGGCCCCCACCAUCCUGGACAUGGCCGGUCUGGACGCCCCGGGGGACAUGGACGGGAAGUCUGUCCUCUCCCUGCUGGACAGACACACACCCGGCAACAGGUUUCAGGUGGUGAAGAAAUCCAAACCAUGGAGAGACUCUUUCCUGGUCGAAAGAGGGUAA